Messenger RNA from Musca domestica (house fly), 1383 nucleotides. RefSeq lists its product as uncharacterized. The coding region runs from base 709 to 1188 and encodes 159 amino acids. The transcript has 3 exons. NCBI's taxonomy places the organism in Eukaryota, Metazoa, Arthropoda, Insecta, Diptera, Muscidae. The record is from RefSeq and is a predicted model, not a curated record.
AUGGACGGAUAGAUAGAUGGGGCGACAGAUAUUUCAAUUUAAUAUUAAACUUUACAGUAUUCAAGUAGAGAGCCAUCACGACGCACAACAAAAGAAGAACGGAACGCUGCGAAUUUUGACAAAAAAAAAAUACAAAAAAUAAAAAAGAGUGAUAACACAAAUUUCAUACGUUUCGAAAAAUAAAAAUCCCAUUUUGAAUUGAAAAUAAAACUAAACUAAAUAAAAAUUUCAAAAAAAAGAGAAAACCCCGCACACACAGCAACAAUAUCAAUAAGUUAGCAAAAUAUCCAUACAUAUAUAAAAAUGAAUCUUGUUCUGCUGUGAGAAAAAGUAAUAUCUGAAAUACAAACACACACGUAUAUAUAUUUAACGGCAUAAGAAAAAAAUCUCAAAACAAAAAAAAUAUUGUCAAUGAUCCUCAACACAAGUGGAUAAAGUUUAUUUUUAUUGAAAACAAAAAAUAAAAUUGAAAAAAAAAAGAAACGAAACAACAACACCAAUACCCAAAAAAAGUAAAUCGCACCAAAAGACAAUCAUCAACACACCAGCUCUGUGACAAACGACGUCAAAUAUUGUUGUCGUUUUUGUUGUUUUUGGUGGAAAAUUUGAAAAGAAAUUGAAAAAAAUCACACAAUUUGGGUAUUUCUACUAAAUCCCCUAGAAUUUAAAGUAACGCCUGACGUAAACGCCCCUCCAGCCAGCCUCAAGAUGAACGACAUUAGCAUUAUUUUGAUUUGUUUGAUGUCCCUGCCGUUCAUACUCUUCAUAAUGAGAAUUGCCAUUUUAACAUACAAAUACUUUUUAAUGUCACGUCAAUUGAAGGCCGUGGAACAACAAUCGGCCCGUCAAAACCGUCAAAAUGCUCAAAGCGGUUACAUGAACACGAACUCCACUCUAAACAUACACGAAGAGACCUGCUGUAAUGCGGCGCCCACAAAGAGUCCCGGAGAUUGUCCCCCAGCUUAUGAUGACAUAAUACCGGCGGCGGCAGGAGGAGCUGCAACAAGUGAAAAUGGUCCAAACAAUACUGGCAUUGCCACCAUAACCAUUGAAAAUACUGGCGCCGUUAAUGCCUCAACAAAUCAGGCUGCUGGAGCUACUGCUGCUGCAACGGCCAGUGGAACCCCGGCAACAACAGUUAUCGAUAUUGUGGCCAACGAAAAGACAAAUCCAAACAACGCUGUAUAACAUUUGGAUGAAAAUGUCCUUUUUAGUUUUUCUUUCUUUCUUUGGAAUAUCUAGAUGACAGUCCAACCAUUUCUGGCAUUUAUCAUUCAUCCAACUCCUUAUUGGCUUAAUAUUAUUAUGAUAAUCUAAUAAAUUAUAUUUUUUGGUUUUGUUUUUCUCUUGGAUUUCGAUAGUAGCAUUACAAUAACAACAACA